ACCAGAGUAGCCCACAGAGACAUCAGAGAGCCACUCGUUUGCCCACAGACACCCCACUUUCUCACUCAGUUAAAUCCGCCCUAGCCUUCUUUCUUGUUCAACAAUCAUCGUGAUUAUCGAUCCAAGGACUCGAAGAUGGGCAGGAAAUUCUUCGUCGGCGGUAACUGGAAAUGCAAUGGAACCACCGAAGAAGUGAAGAAGAUUGUGAAAACCCUGAAUGAAGCCUCCGUGCCAUCACAGGAUGUUGUUGAGGUGGUUGUCAGCCCCCCCUUUGUCUUUCUUCCCUUGGUAAAAGACGCACUUCGUCCUGAUUUCCAUGUUGCUGCCCAAAAUUGUUGGGUCAAGAAAGGGGGUGCUUAUACCGGUGAAGUUAGUGCUGAGAUGCUUGUCAAUUUGAGUGUACCUUGGGUAAUACUAGGACAUUCUGAAAGGAGAGCUUUGUUGGGUGAAUCAAAUGAGUUCGUUGGAGAGAAAGUUGGGUAUGCACUUGCUCAAGGUUUGAAGGUGAUUGCUUGUGUUGGUGAGACUCUUGAACAAAGAGAAUCUGGAUCAACUAUGGAUGUUGUUGCUGCACAAACUAAGGCCAUUGCAGAGCGUGUCUCUGACUGGACUAACAUUGUCUUGGCUUACGAGCCCGUCUGGGCCAUUGGAACUGGAAAGGUUGCCACCCCUGCUCAGGCUCAGGAAGUGCAUUCCGAAUUGAGGAAAUGGCUUCACAAAAACGUUAGCCCCGAAGUUGCUGCUUCAACCCGCAUCAUCUAUGGAGGAUCGGUGAAUGGAGGCAACUGCAAGGAGUUGGCUGGCCAAGCCGAUGUCGAUGGCUUUCUAGUUGGCGGCGCAUCUCUCAAGCCGGAGUUCAUCGACAUAAUCAAGUCUGCGGAAGUGAAGAAAAGCACUUGAUGAGGAUGGAAUGGAGACUUGUUCUUGAUCAACCUCACCUACCUCUCUAUAAAUUUCGUAAGUUUGGGAUAAAUAUAUAUGAUAUUUAGUUGGUGAAUAAACGUGGGAGACGAGACAACAAUGGUUGAUGGUUUUUGUGUACUGUGCACUGAUCAUCGUCGUCAUCAACAACUCACUGACUGCUUUUUGGAGUGUCCUUUGCAAUCGUUUUCGUUAUAAAACCAUUAUGUAUCAACUAAAUUAUGCUAUUCUUCUCACAGUAACAAUCGUCUUUUCGGGGAGUGGAUUAAUUUUUGUUGCUGAUUAUUUUA
Andrographis paniculata is the source of this 1211-nucleotide messenger RNA. Its product is annotated as triosephosphate isomerase, cytosolic. Gene Ontology annotation, cellular component: cytosol. Bases 136 to 900 code for a protein of 254 amino acids. Gene Ontology annotation, biological process: glycerol catabolic process; gluconeogenesis; glycolytic process. The transcript has 9 exons. Gene Ontology annotation, molecular function: triose-phosphate isomerase activity. Lineage: Eukaryota; Viridiplantae; Streptophyta; Magnoliopsida; Lamiales; Acanthaceae. The record is from RefSeq and is a predicted model, not a curated record.